AUGAAAUUGGUUCACAUUCAAACCUCUGAACUUCUACGGCGAAUGUGCGAAGAAAUAAAAAAAUUAGAUGAAACCCAAAUAUCAAGAUCAGAUAUUAUACCUGCACUUUUUCAUGCUGUGAAAAUGGGAAAUUUUGAAUUUGUUCAAAGUAUAUUAAAGUCAAGUCCCGAUCUAGUGGAGGCCGGCAAUUCCGCUGGGAGGAACAUAUUUAUGGUUGCAAUUUAUCAUCGCCAGGCAAAAAUUUUUAGCCUUAUUCAUGGAGUUGGCUCCAAAUUAAGAGCAACAAAUUGUGUAGAUCAAUAUACAAAUAAUAUGCUACAUAUGGCUGGCUUUUUAUUCCCUCGACCACAACUUGAUCGUAUUUCCGGAGCUGCUUUACAAAUGCAAAGAGAAUUACAAUGGUUUAAGGAGGUGGAGUCAGUUGUACCUCCAUGGACAUAUGGACACACAAACUCAGAGUUCUUGACACCAAGACAACUAUUUACAAGAGACCAUAAACAAUUGUUAUCCGACGGAGAAAAAUGGAUGAAAGAGACAGCAACUUCAUGUACUGUUGUUGGUGCACUCAUUGUUACAAUCAUGUUUGCUGCAACAUUUACUGUUCCUGGUGGGAAUGAUGAAAGCACUGGUUACCCAAAAUUUCUUGAUGACAAAACAUUCACGGUCUUCAUCAUAUCAGAUGCAAUCUCACUUUUCUCUUCCACUACUUCAGUUUUAAUGUUCUUGGGAAUCCUCACUUCAACAUAUGCUGAAGAUGAUUUCCUCAAAUCUUUACCUAAGAAGCUUAUGAUUGGUCUUGGCACACUUUUCCUCUCCAUUGCUGCAAUGAUGAUAUCUUUUUGUGCUGCUGUUUCCGUGAUGCUUGAUGAUAAGAAAUCUUGGGUUGGGUUUUUUAUAAUUUCUCUUGCUAGUAUUCCAGUUACUUUAUUUGUUUUGAUGCAAUUCCCUCUUCUUAUUGAGAUUUACCUUUCUACUUAUAGAUCUAGUAUCUUUAAUAGGAAGGCAUAA
This is a messenger RNA of Ziziphus jujuba (common jujube), 1008 nucleotides long. RefSeq names its product protein ACCELERATED CELL DEATH 6-like. The transcript has 2 exons. Bases 1 to 1008 code for a protein of 335 amino acids. Lineage: Eukaryota; Viridiplantae; Streptophyta; Magnoliopsida; Rosales; Rhamnaceae. The record is from RefSeq and is a predicted model, not a curated record.